Molecule: messenger RNA, 3352 nt
Organism: Sesamum indicum (sesame)
Lineage: Eukaryota; Viridiplantae; Streptophyta; Magnoliopsida; Lamiales; Pedaliaceae
Gene: CLF
Product: SET domain-containing protein
Biological process (GO): heterochromatin formation
Cellular component (GO): nucleus; PcG protein complex
Molecular function (GO): histone H3K27 methyltransferase activity; chromatin binding; protein binding
Source: RefSeq, a predicted model, not a curated record
CGGCCGCGAAGAAAAGUAAAAGCAAAGUACAUAAAAGGGGGAGCAACACUGAAAAGCGCUCUCUCUAGGCCCCCCACAUCCGCCACCUCCUCAGUAUCCAUUUUUAGGGUUUUCAAAUUCAAACCGCCAAAUCCAAAUCCAAAUCACGCCUCGCCUUUGUAUGAGUAGGAUCUUCAAUCGGAGCUCCAUUGCCGGAUCGGGCGCCACGCGGUCUUAUCAGCUCCUCCACCGGCAAUGUCGGCGCUCAAUACAUCCACUUCGGCCUCGGGUUCCGACCCUCCGAUUGAUGGCCACCAAGAAACAGGUCCGUCACCAAAGGCAAUUGUAGCAGUUAUCGAUUCUUUAAAGAAACAAGUGGCUUCAGACCGCUCUAUUUAUAUAAAGAAACGAAUGGAAGAAAACACCGAGAAAGUGCUUGAUGUUACAAAAAAUCUUUAUAAGCUAUCAAUGGAAAGAAGAAAUUUUAAGAUUAUUUGUGGUGAUGGAGGUGUAGAUUUACUGGCAAAGAGGCAAAAAGAUGCAAUUGAUAUGCAUAGUGGUAUUGGCACCAGUAAUGGAGAUAACGAAAGCAGUAGCUCCCAAGAAGAUGGAUAUGCCCCUUCAGCAAUUCUAUUAGGAUCAAGUAUUGCAGUCAAGAAUGCUGUCCGUCCUAUAAAGCUGCCGGAAGUGAAAAAGUUACCACCUUAUACUACAUGGAUCUUUUUGGAUAGAAAUCAGAGAAUGACAGAGGAUCAGUCGGUUGUCGGCAGAAGGCGAAUCUAUUAUGACCAGAAUGGUGGCGAAGCUCUAAUUUGUAGUGAUAGUGAAGAAGAAACAGUUGAUGAUGAAGAAGAAAAGAAAGAUUUUGUGGAAUCUGAAGAUUACAUUCUGCGGUUGGUACAUCUGAUGCAGAUUGCAGAAACAACCAUCAAAGAAGUGGGUCUGUGUGAUUUGACAUUGGAUUUGUUGGCGCAGUGUCUAUCUAGAAAAUCUUGUGAAAUCAAGGGAAGAUAUGAAGAUCUUAUCAAGAAUGAGAUUGCUUUGUGUCGUGUGAACAAUGGAAAUGCCGAAAGUUUUGUGAACCCAUAUAUUGAUAAAGAUCUUGAUGCUGCUCUGGAUUCAUUUGACAAUCUCUUUUGCCGUCGUUGUCUAGUUUUUGAUUGUAGACUACACGGAUGUUCCCAGGAUCUUGUAUUUUCUGCAGAGAAACAAUUACCAUGGUUGUGUCCUGAUGUGGAGAAGGAACCGUGUGGCCCAAAUUGCCAUCGAUUGGACCUUGAGUCAGAGGGUAAUGCUACUGUGAGCUCCAAACAGACAAAUUUUGACGAAAAAGCUGCCACUGCCUCUAAUACUUCUGCCAUGCAAAUUCAAAAGAGGAAGCAGGGAGGUAAAUCUGUCAGGAUAAAAUCAAAGUCUUGCCAAAGUGAAAGUGCUUCUUCCUCAGAGAUCAAACCUAAUAAUGAUGUCACUUCAUCAGUGAAAAGCGCAUAUGCUGGGAAAUCCAGUGGUGACAAAAGGAGUAGCAAGAGAAUAGCUGAGAAUGUUCUAGUGGCCAAAAAGAAAAGGCAGAAGAAGAUGGCGACAUCAGAUUCUGAUUCUGUUGCUGGUAGUGGUCUCAGUUUGAAAGAUUUAAAUCUAAGGACUAAUUCUCGUCGAGAAAAUGAAGAUAUUAGUUCUUCUCAGAAAGUUAAAUCUACAAGUUCUAGAAAGUCUAGAAGGAAAGAGUCUCUGGUUCUAGACUUUGACAAAUCUUUGCAGGGGGAGGCUGACAGUGGUGCAUCAAAUGAGAGUGAGAGUAAUCAACCUAUGGCAAGCAGUGGUGACACCUUAAAGAAAGAAGAGUUUGUUGAUGAAAAUAUGUAUAAACAGGAAGUCAUUGAUAAUAAAUAUUGGAAACCAUUUGAAAAGGCGCUGUAUGAGAAGGGUAUUCAGAUUUUUGGUCGCAACAGCUGUCUGAUUGCUAGGAACCUUAUGAGUGGCUUGAAGAGCUGUUCAGAGAUCUUCAUAUACAUGCAUCGUUCUGAGAAAAAGAUACUCUCUCAUGAUGGUGAUGGAACAAUCCUUGCUGAUGGCUGUCUAAAAGCUGAUGGUAAUGAAACUGCGGGUGGUGGUGCACGCAGAAGAUCAAGAUUUUUACGUCGAAAAGGAAGAGUCCGUCGCCUAAAGUACACUUGGAAAUCUGCAGGAUACCAAUCAUUCAGGAAGCGGAUAUCUGAAAGGAAGGACCAGCCUUGUCGGCAGUACAGUCCAUGUGGUUGCCAGUCUGCCUGUGGAAAAACCUGUCCAUGUCUUGUUAAUGGUACCUGCUGUGAAAAAUACUGCGGAUGUCCAAAGAGUUGCAAGAAUCGAUUCAGAGGGUGCCAUUGUGCCAAGAGUCAGUGUCGAAGCCGCCAAUGCCCAUGCUUUGCUGCUGAUAGGGAGUGUGACCCGGAUGUCUGCCGAAAUUGCUGGAUUAGUUGUGGUGAUGGCACCCUUGGGGUGCCUUCUCAAAGAGGCGAUAAUUACGAGUGCAGGAACAUGAAGCUUCUUCUUAAACAACAACAGAGGGUCUUGUUGGGAAGAUCAGAUGUAUCCGGCUGGGGAGCUUUCUUGAAGAAUAGUGUUGGCAAGCAUGAAUACCUUGGAGAGUACACAGGUGAACUGAUUUCCCACCGUGAAGCUGACAAGCGGGGAAAGAUCUAUGAUCGUGAAAAUUCUUCAUUUCUCUUUAACCUAAAUGAUCAGUUUGUGCUUGAUGCUUAUCGGAAAGGUGACAAACUAAAGUUUGCCAACCAUUCUCCUGAUCCAAAUUGCUACGCCAAGGUCAUUAUGGUAGCUGGAGAUCACAGGGUGGGUAUAUUUGCCAAAGAACGAAUUUCUGCUGGAGAAGAACUGUUUUAUGAUUAUCGUUAUGAGCCUGACAGAGCUCCAGCUUGGGCAAAAAAGCCCGAGGCAUCUGGUGCUAAGAGAGAAGAUGGUGCUCCUUCAAAUGGUCGUGCCAAGAAGCACACUUAACAAGAUAUAUUCAUUUCUGAAGAUAGAUUUUGUCUUUCUUUCCUGAUAGAAACAUCCUCCGAUCCUCGAAUACCUGCUGGCUCAACUUCUAAUCAUUUAGUUGCUGGAGAUAAGCUAAAGGCAGACAUCUCCAGAGUAACCUAAACUGAUUCUUUUUGCUCGUGGCUACACUACUGACGAGUAUACUCACCAAAGCGGGAAAGAAUACAGGCGUAGUCCAUCUUUUCGUAUUUUUCGAUUAAAAUUCUUAUGUAAAAUGCCAUCAUCUCUUGCAAAAAUUCCUUUAGCGCAGCACAUUUGAAGACAUUUCACUUUUAUCAAUUAUUUCAACAAUAUUCAUCUAUUGUGAGAAACAAGUAUAUUAUCUUAUGCUGAUUCA